Closterium sp. NIES-65 is the source of this 1053-nucleotide messenger RNA. The record is from the annotation of a GenBank genome assembly. NCBI's taxonomy places the organism in Eukaryota, Viridiplantae, Streptophyta, Zygnematophyceae, Desmidiales, Closteriaceae.
AUGGGCUGUGCCUUUCAUCUCUUAUCCUAUUUCCCAGAGGAUGCAUGCGGAGCGGCCGUGCACAAUCCGUGUGCGGUGGGCACGUGUGUGAAUGAUGGCAAGGGGUCUUGCUCAUGUGUGUGCCCUCCGGGGUUCAGGCAGGGCACCACCGUUGAUGGCACCUUCUCCUGUGGUCCAGGCGACUCCAGCAGCACAUACACGGUGGUGUCGUGGGGUGUCAUGUGUGCCGACAUCCACCCCGUCUACGGCCUCACUCUUGCCCACCUGCAACAACAGAACCCUGGUCUGAGCUGCAGUGCUCCUCUCGUUGUCGGCAUGGUGGUGAAUGUCGUCGAGCCAGAAAGCCUCACGCCCUGCUCCGUCUACUACACCACGUCACAGCUUCCUAUCCACUGCUCUCCUCCCCCAUUCUCCCCACCUCUUCUUCUCUCCCCCCCCCUCUCCCAUCCCUGCGAGUCUCUAGCCACCUACUUCUCCCUCACCUCACCGCCAGCUACUCCCAGGGCCAGCCCUCACGCCCAUCUCAUGUUCUUCUCUUCCCCUCACCCGUGUUUUGCUCUUCUCCCUCCAUGCUCCAUCCACUCGUCCUCCCGUCCACCAUCCUCCCACCAGGGCGACACGUGUGAGUCACUAGCAGCCUACUUCUCUCUCUCCAGGGGCUGUCCUUUUCAAGUUCUCACCUGUGCAGCAGCCUUCCAGGUGCUCAACCCCGGGCUGGACUGCUCCGGCAGCGGGGAGCUGGUGGGCAGCCAGGCGGUGUGUGUGGAGCGGCGGGCGGAGAGUGCAGCGGUGCUGCUCAUCCCGGUGUGCUCGCAGUUAUAUCUGGUGCAGGCUGGGGAGACGUGCGACCAAAUCCGCUCCGUGCCCUCCCCGCCGCUCUCCCCUCUCGAGUUCUUCCGCCUCAACCCCGGCAUCAAGUGCAGCCGCCUCGUGCCCAAGACUGACGUCGGCAGCAUCACAGGCUUCGAGGCGUGCAUAGGCAGCUCGUUCAGCUUCACGCAAGGAGUGUGCCCCAAGACUCGCGCGUACGUGGUUGGGACUGGCGACCGCUGA